CCACUGCGCAUGUCAAUUGACUCGAUUCAUCCCAGCUGCCAUACUCCACGAAUCACUCCGCCAAUCCAUCUCCGCCUAUCAUCCCCAUCGGUGAGUUCUUCCGGCCGGCCGCCGGCGUAGCCAUCAGCGCGGGACGGAGAGGGUGCAUGCCUACAGCAGCUCGACGGACAGACGGCGUGUGGGCGGACAGCGGCGGGCACCUGCGACAUCUGUUCUUCUCCCCUUCGAUCGGCGUGGACAUGGCCACUGGACGAGACGCCGGUAUUGGUGUUGGUCAGAAUGGUGAUAGUGCUAGUGUUGGUGGGGAGAAUGGGAGGAGGAAGAAGGUGGAGCUGUUGCAGGAAGCCAUCCAUGGGCUCCUGGAGGAGAAUAGGGUCAAACAGCAGCAGCACGGGGAAGAAGAGGGAUCCAUGGUCACGCGGGAUCAAGAGGAAGAUCUCCUCCUCUCCUCGUUGCUCUCCAAGCAUCGUUGUUUGUGUCCACAGCUGGACGCACAGGGAAAAGGGGUUGAUGUCGAUAAUGCUGAGCUGAACUCUUUCCAUCAGGAUUUGGAGAGCCAAAAGGAGGUGGGGCUAGACGAUAUAGCAAAAGACCUGAACAAGAUCAAGAGACAGAACAGGAUCACCCACAUCCUACUCGGCACGAUCAUCGUCAUGAUCGCCGCGUGGCAGUUCAACGAGGUGUCCUUCCUCCUCGCGGUGCAGAGGAAACUGAGCAAUCCUUUCAAGUCCUUGGGGGAUAUGAUCAAGAGUACCCUGAAGAGAGGGAGGGAGCCGAUGAUUGAGGCGUCGCCACUGCCCCCAGUCGGCAUCCCGGAUGUUAGUCGGAGUGAUUUGCAGAUGCUAGCCAUCGGCAACAGUGAUGGCUCCUAGAUUAGUGGGAUGGUGAAUACUGAUGGGAUGAUAAAGAAUGAAUCGUACGACAGAAAUCCCCCUGCAGAUUAUGUUGCUCGUCUUGUCUACAGGUCAAGGUUUGUAAGGUCAUCUGUUGGUUUAUCAAGUGGAAGGAAAUGGAAUUUUGCAAGUAGGUUUGUAAGGCUUGUAGAAUACAAGCUUAUAUUAGCUCUUAAUGAAUCAUGCUUUGUUGACAAAGCAACUUUUAAUGUGUCCCCCUAUCGUUGUUUCAUGUAU
Messenger RNA from Lolium rigidum, 1130 nucleotides. RefSeq lists its product as uncharacterized. The record is from RefSeq and is a predicted model, not a curated record. The transcript is spliced from 3 exons. Bases 147 to 872 code for a protein of 241 amino acids. NCBI's taxonomy places the organism in Eukaryota, Viridiplantae, Streptophyta, Magnoliopsida, Poales, Poaceae.